AUGUUAAGUCAGCUAAAAAUGAAAAAUCACACUUCGGUGAAGGAAUUCAUCCUUCUUGGACUUACAGAUGAUCCAGAGCUUAACAUUUUGAUUUUCCUCUUUCUCUUCUGCACAUAUAUACUGAGCAUUACCGGAAACCUGACAAUUAUCGCACUUACUCUGCUAGAUUCACAACUCAAAACACCCAUGUAUUUCUUCCUUAGGAAUUUCUCCUUCCUGGAAAUCUCAUUCACAACAGCAUGUAUUCCUAGAUUUCUGGUCAGCAUUGUAACAGGGGAUAAAACCAUUUCCUAUAAUUCCUGUAUAGCUCAGGUAUUUUUUAUCAUACUCUUAAGUGCAACUGAAUUUUUACUUUUGACUGUUAUGUCUUAUGAUCGGUACGUGGCCAUCUGCAAACCACUACACUACACAACAAUAAUGAACAGUAGAAUCUGCAACCAGCUUGUUCUUAGCUCCUGGCUGGCUGGGUUUCUUCUCAUCUUUCCACCUGUGAUCAUGGGGCUUCAGCUGGAUUUUUGUGAUUCUAACAUCAUUGACCACUUCGCAUGUGACUAUUCUCCCUUGUUACUGAUCUCCUGCACAGACACAGCACUGCUAGAGCUCCUGGCAUUUAUCCUGGCUGUCUUCACACUCAUGGUAACCUUAAUGUUAGUGGUCCUUUCAUAUGCAUUCAUCCUUAAGACAAUUCUGAGAUUCCCUUCUGCAGAGCAAAGGAAAAAGGCCUUUUCCACUUGCUCCUCACACAUGAUUGUUGUUUCCAUUUCUUAUGGAAGUUGCAUUUUCAUGGAUGUGAAAACAUCAGCAAAAGAGAGGAUAGCUUUGAGCAAAGGCAUAGCACUGCUCAAUUCCUCUGUUGCCCCAAUGCUAAAUCCUUUUAUUUACUCUCUAAGGAACCAGCAAGUAAAACAAUCUUUUAAGAAUAUGCUCAAGAGAUUUUUUAAAUAA
Messenger RNA from Erinaceus europaeus (western European hedgehog), 945 nucleotides. Its product is annotated as olfactory receptor 6C76-like. Gene Ontology annotation, biological process: G protein-coupled receptor signaling pathway. The transcript is spliced from 2 exons. Gene Ontology annotation, cellular component: membrane. NCBI's taxonomy places the organism in Eukaryota, Metazoa, Chordata, Mammalia, Eulipotyphla, Erinaceidae. The record is from RefSeq and is a predicted model, not a curated record. Bases 1 to 945 code for a protein of 314 amino acids. Gene Ontology annotation, molecular function: G protein-coupled receptor activity; olfactory receptor activity.